AUGCAUUUUACAUCUUCAAUUCUAUCUACUCUUGCUGUUGCAUCGGUCGUCAACAGCUACGCCGUUGACCCAGACCUUAGAGACGGGUUGUAUUACAUCCCGCUCACACCCGGCUCGACCCACGAGGUAGCAUCGUACGGAGAACCUCACCGCCUCGACGUUUAUGAGUCUCUCAAUAGUCGUGGGCCUCUCAAUGGCCUGUCCGAGCGUCAUGUAAUCGGCAAGGUCCCGUUUCCCACCGAUACGCACAUCUGCUACAAUUCAGUCGAGCUCCAGCCAGAAUACGAGGGAGCAACGAAGAUUCUCAACGAUUGGUGCGAUAGUGGGAAAACAAUCCCCAGGCACAUUAGAUGGAAUGCCGGCCUAAUAUUAAGCCGAUAUGGUAGUUCCAUGGCAUGGGUCUGCUCCCUGGGUGGUAGACAGGGUUGUGCGCCCAACGAGAUUGAAAAUACCUGGUCCCAGAUAUCGGACAAGUGCAAUGGAACACUGUCAGGAGGAGAGGUUUGUGCGAGUGGGUGGAAAAAGUGCUACGGCCACAGCACCGUUAAAGGAGAGAUCUGUGGAAACACGACCUGAGCAUUGAAGCUGUUGGUCCGCUAGGUUUUUGUAUCUAAUUAUACGCUGAGCCAGCGUUUGCAGGGGAUGUCUGCAUGAGCUUCCUUUGCUGUGCGGACGAGGAUCCAUAGAAGAAGG
Xylaria bambusicola is the source of this 693-nucleotide messenger RNA. RefSeq lists its product as uncharacterized. Bases 1 to 576 code for a protein of 191 amino acids. The transcript has a single exon. Lineage: Eukaryota; Fungi; Ascomycota; Sordariomycetes; Xylariales; Xylariaceae. The record is from RefSeq and is a predicted model, not a curated record.